AUGGAGGGCGGCCCUAAUCUCCAAAAGGACUUACAAGCUAUGAUAUUAUUAUGGAGAAAGUUUGAAUUCGUAUAUACAGCUGAUAUUGAGAAGUUUUACCGCCAAAUAUUAGUUCAAGAACAGGAUCAACAUUUACAGAAAAUAGUGUGGCGGGAAUCUACAUCUCAACCUAUUUCAGAUUACCAACUGUGUACAGUCACAUACGGGACUAAGGCCGCUCCUUACCUUGCCAUGCGAACCAUCGCCCAACUAGUGCAGGACGACGGACACAAGUACCCAUUAGCCACGGAUAUUUUGAACAAACAGCUGUAUGUCGAUGACUUACUCGGCGGCUGCAAUAACAUACAAGAAGCUAAAGAAGCACAACAACAAAUAAUUAACAUCCUAAUCGGCGGCGGUUUUAAGUUACGUAAAUGGGACAGUAACAACAACCAACUCCUUGAACAUUUACCGAACGAUGUGAUAAGUCAAAAUAUGUUUGACUUUAAACACGCUGAAACAAAUAAAACGCUCGGCCUGUCGUGGAAUCCGCGUACCGAUCAAUUUACAUUUUUAAGCGUCAUACAGACACGCGAUGAGAUGCGGCCAACAACAAAACGCACAUUAUUAUCGAGCAUAUCUAAAAUCUUUGACCCGCUCGGUUGGCUGUCUCCUAUAACAAUUAAAGGCAAGCUCCUGUUUCAAAAAGUAUGGGCUAUAAACUUGGCCUGGGAUGAUGUACUUCCGGAGGAAGUGCAGCAGGAGUGGAACACGCUACAAGAAGAUAUACACAACAUUGCCGAAAUAAAAAUUCCUCGGUGGAUGGGCGAUACUAAUAAGCCUAUAGAACUACACGGAUUUUGUGACGCAUCGGAGAAAGCAUACGCAUGCGUCAUCUACUGUAAAUCCGUGACUAACGAUAACAAACGUAUAGUAAAAUUAGUGGCAGGGAAGACAAAAUUAUCACCACUCAAUAAAACUAUGUCGCUCCCACGGCUGGAGUUAUGCGGUGCAUUAUUGCUCGCUAAACUAAUGAAAAAAGUCAUAGACACAAUAAACAUUCAGACAGGAACAAUUACAAUACAUGGGUGGACCGAUUCAAUGGUAGUUCUGGGUUGGUUGCAGGGAGAAAUUGGACGUUGGAAAACGUUUGUUGCCAACCGAGUGACUGAGAUUAAAGAUGUCAUGCCAUCACAUUGCUGGAGACACGUGAAGUCAGAGGACAAUGCCGCGGACUGCGCUAGCCGAGGACUAUUGCCUUCUCAGGUGCUUAAACAUGACUUAUGGUGGGAAGGUCCGAAAUGGCUCAAAACCAUCAACAUGGAACACCAACCAACGAUGACAUAUGAACCUGUCACGGAUGAAGAGAAAAAACUAAAGGUUUUCACUAUCAACUCUAACUCCCAACCAACGCUCGUCGAGUCCCUUCUAAACAAUCACAGCUCUGUGGGGAAGGUGACGCGCAUACUGUCUUGGGUAUUACGUUUCAUUCAUAAUCUACGGAACAAAAAUAAUAAAACUACAUCGAACUUGAAUGUGAAUGAAAUCCAAAACGCGCAAUACUUUAUUAUCAGGGCUGUGCAACACAAACAUUUCAACAAAGAAUUUGAACAACUUUCUAACGAAAAUAAACUACCACGGAAAAGUCCACUGUUGAACUUGAAUCCUUGGAUUGAUCAGCACGGCAUAUUGAGAGUCGGCGGCAGAAUUACCCUUUCAAACCUGGAAGAGCAAAACAAACAUCCUAUGAUCAUACCUAGUAAGGAUCGAUUGGGUACUCUCCUGAUUGACUGGGCACACAAAAUGACCUUGCAUGGUGGGGCAAGGCUUACACUAACUUACCUGCGGAACCAAUACUGGCCGCUUGGCGGCAUGACGGCUGUCAAAAAAGAACUACACAAAUGCAUCAAGUGCCUGCGCUUUGGAGCUCUCAGUAAAAACCAGAUAAUGGCUGACCUGCCAAGACCCCGCGUCACGCCAUCACGCCCCUUCACACAUACCGGGGUAGAUUUGGCCGGACCUGUGGAUGUAAAAUCUAACAAAGGCAGAGGCAUAGCAACAACCAAGGGGUACAUAGUGAUCUUCAUUUGCAUGUCUACCAAGGCCGUUCAUAUAGAGCUGGUAUCUGAUCAAAGCUCUAUAACAUUUUUGGCUGCUUUCAAACGACUGUGUGCUCGUCGUGGAACUCCAAAACACAUGUACAGUGACUGUGGCACCAAUUUCGUUGGAGCUGCCCACAGCCUGAAACGAGAACAGACAGAAGCUUUAAAACAUUACUUACCUUCGGAAGUUAUGGAAGACCUCACGAACUGCGACGUCGAAUGGCAUUUUAACGCUCCUUCAUGGCCAACAGCAGGCGGUUUGUGGGAAGCAGCAGUUAAACGAAUGAAACAUCAUUUGAAGAGGGUGUUAGGGGAGCAGAAGUUAACAUUCGAAGAGUUCGCUACUCUAUUAACACAAAUUGAGUCUUGUAUUAACUCGCGGCCCCUAGUCGCGUUAACAAACAGCAUUGAAGAUUUGGACUGUCUUACACCUGGACAUUUCCUAACUGGAGACCAAACAUUAGCCCCUCCGCUUUCGGAAGAGGUAGAAAACAUUAGCCUGGGAACACGCUGGAAGCUCACGGAAAAAAUGCAUAAAGAUUUCUGGCGAAGGUGGUCCGCAGAAUAUCUUCAAUCCUUACAAACACGAAGCAAAUGGCAUUACGCUGGAAAGGAUUUCCAAGUCGGUGAUCUCGUGAUCAUCAAGGAGGAUCAUGUACCGCCAGCUCGUUGGCUGCUGGGCAGGGUCAUUCUGACUCAUCCUGGUAAUGAUGGCCAUGUGCGCGUGGUAACUCUGAAAACUAAAAACAGUGAUGGAGUCAAGCGUCCGACCAGCAAACUGAUCCGAUUGCCCAUUGACUCACAGGAACCUGAAACACAAAAAACAAACAUUAAUCACAGUCAAGACACAGAUGAAGCACAAAACGCCAACAAUCAACAAAAACAACGUAAACCUAAAACAAACAAGGGAACAUUCAGCAACUUAUAUAAUAUCUUAUACAUAUUAUUAACAACAUUCUGCAUCUCUGUAACCGCAAAAGAAAUACCACGGAAAAUGGAAGUGACAACCCUAAAUCACAAUCAACCGCUUUACUUUGAUAAGGUUGCUGAUAUGCAACUGAUACAAGACGAGUGGAAAAUGGUCAUUUAUUACAACUUAUCUAUUUACUGGCAUAGUUUAACAAACAUCGAGUACCAUGUAACCAUGUUGGAUGACUUGAGUAAGGACGAACCGGCCUUCAAACCGUUGACAUCUCAGUUAAGACAUGAAGUAAAGGAGCUUCAACAUUACAGCACGAUUCUGAAAACCGAGCAUGGCAGACGAUAUAGAAGAGGUCUCAUUGACGGGGUGGGCUACGUGGCUAACUCGUUAUUCGGUGUGCUCGACGAACGAUUCGCCUCCAAAUAUGAUGAAGACAUUAAAACGAUUCAAACCAAUGAGAACCAUCUACUCAACUUAUAUAAACAGCACACUUCGAUUAUUGAGGGAGAACACAACAUUAUAAAACGAAACGAAGAGAUGAUGGUCAAACAGUUCUCAAGCAUUAGUGAACAAAUGUCUGACUUGAACAACCUAAUCCAGGGUGAACAAAGGAAGGCUAUGCACAUUACUGCAGCAGCCCUUACAGCCAACUUGAUUAUCGACAAUUUAAGACGCUUACAACAGCAACUACUUGAUCUGCUCAAAUCCCAAAUGACGUCACGCUGCCAUGUAUCAGUAGUCAACAAGACUGCAUUCGCGAAAUGUAUAAACUUUCAAGAGUGCAUGUACGACUUACAGACUUCUUGA
Messenger RNA from Pectinophora gossypiella (pink bollworm), 3810 nucleotides. RefSeq lists its product as uncharacterized. Gene Ontology annotation, biological process: DNA integration. Lineage: Eukaryota; Metazoa; Arthropoda; Insecta; Lepidoptera; Gelechiidae. Gene Ontology annotation, molecular function: nucleic acid binding. The record is from RefSeq and is a predicted model, not a curated record. The transcript is spliced from 2 exons. The coding region runs from base 1 to 3810 and encodes 1269 amino acids.